GUCAGUUGACUAAAUUUGGACCUAAGAAUCUAUGUUCCAGGCCCAUUCCCCUGCUUCUCUUUUCCUGUUCCCCAUUUCGCAUUCAUAUGCCUCAAUUCCUGUCCGUAACUUACCUUUCUUCUGCGACAGGAAUGCUCAAUUCUUCAAAACCCUAGCUCAUAGCGUCAUGCGCAUCAAUGUUAUUUCCAUCAGGAAACAAAUAAUUCCAAAACAUUUCCUCCAAAUUCGAUACUUUUCUGUUAUCAGCCCCACAAAAGCACCCCAAAACGACCCGGAACAGAGCAUCGGACCACCAAUUCAUCACGACAUAUUCAAAUCAGGUCAGAAAUUCGGUUCUUUUAGAGUGGGCGACUCCACAUUUUACACCCUCAUUGAGAACUUUGCAAAAGCAGGAGAUUUGUCAUCCUUAGAGAAUGUUUUCAUUCAAAUGAAGCAUGAAAGAAGAGUCUUUAUAGAGGGAAACUUUAUUCUAGCAUUCAAAGCUUACAACAAAGCAAAUCAAGCAGAAAAAGCUCUGGACUUGUUUCAUAAAAUGUGGGUUGAGUACCGAUGCACACCAACUGUUCGAUCAUUUAACUCAGUCAUUAAUGUGGUUAUACAACAAGGUUUAUAUGAUAAGGCUCUAGAUUUCUAUUCUUGUGUUAUUGUCCAGGAGAAACGCGUAUCACCGAAUGUGUUAACAUAUAAUUUGAUUAUUAAACUGUUAUGCAAAUUAGGAUGGGUCGAUAGAGCCAUCGAGACGUUUAGGGAGAUGCCGUUUAAGAAAUGCAUACCAGAUGUGUUUACUUAUUGCACUUUGAUGGAUGGAUUAUGCAAAGAAGACAGACUCGAUGAGGCGGUUUGUCUCUUGGAUGAGAUGCAUGUUGAGGGUUGCGUUCCAACCGCUGCAACGUUUAAUGUUUUGAUCAAUGGAUUAUGUAAAAAGGGUGAUUUAGCUCGCGCGGCGAAGGUUGUAGAAAACAUGUUUUUAAAAGGUUGUGUUCCAAAUGAGGUAACGUAUAACACUCUUAUACACGGUCUCUGCUUAAAGGGUAAACUAGACAAAGCGGUUAGCCUUUUGAAUAGAAUGGUUAGUAAUAAAUGUAUUCCUAACGAUGUUACAUAUAGUACACUCGUAAACGGGUUAGUAAAGCAAGGAAGGGCUGUUGAUGGCGCAUCUUUGUUAAUUUCCAUGGAAAAAAGAGGACAUAAAACAAACGAGUAUGUUUAUUCAACGCUUAUAAACGGGUUCUUCAAAGAGAGAAAGCCCGAAUUGGCAUUGAAAAUCUGGAAAGAUAUGAUAAACAAGGGAUUGAAGCCGAAUAUUGUACUUUACGGUACUCUUGUAGAUGGUUUAUGUCGAGAAAAGAAACCUGAUAAAGCUAAGGAUAUUAUAACCGAAAUGGAGAAGAUGGGUUGCAAGCCGAAUGCUUUUGUAUAUAGCUCGUUAAUGAAGGGUUAUUUCAGUACGGGUAAUACCGAUAAAGCCCUCGAUAUUUGGAAAGAGGUUGAACGUAACGAUUAUGUGCGAAACGAAGUUUGUUAUAGUGUAGUUAUUGACGGGCUAUGCAGUAACAGGAGGCUAAAGGAAGCUAUUGCGGUUUGGGAGAAUAUGUUGUCAAAAGGGUAUAAACCGGAUGUUAUCGCCUACAGUUCAAUGACUCAUGGGUUAUGCAAUAACGGGUUUGUUGAAGAAGGUUUAAAACUUUUUAACCAGAUGUUAUGCGAAGGGUCAGGCUCUAAGCCUGAUGUAGUGACAUAUAAUAUAAUUUUAAACAGUUUGUGCAACAAUGGUUCUGUUUCCCGAGCUAUUGAUAUACUAAACCGCAUGCUGGAUCAUGGGUGCGAUCCUGAUUUGGUGACGUGCAACGUUUUUCUGAAAACGUUGAAAGAACAAGGACAAGAUGGGAGUGAGUUUCUUGAAGAACUUGUGAUUCGGCUUCAUAAGCAAAAGAGAGUUGUGGGGGCUUGUAAUAUUAUUGAAGUGAUGCUUCAAAGGUAUCUUGUACCGAAAGAAUCGACUUGGGAAAUUGUUGUUCAACAGGUUUGUAAACCGAAAAAGAUUAGAGUUGCAAUUGAUAGAUGUUGGAAUAAUCUAUAUGUUCAAUAACGGAUGCUACAGUUUGUUUCUUUUUUGCUGAUAUUGUGUUAUACAUGAUACUGAAUUUAUUGUAUGAUUGUUGUAAAACUGCAAUGCAAACCAUGUAUAUGUAACGUGUCCCAGUACAAGUUGAAGCUGUUGUAUUUAA
Molecule: messenger RNA, 2228 nt
Organism: Helianthus annuus (common sunflower)
Lineage: Eukaryota; Viridiplantae; Streptophyta; Magnoliopsida; Asterales; Asteraceae
Product: pentatricopeptide repeat-containing protein At4g20090
Exons: 1
Coding region: 32-2089 (685 amino acids)
Molecular function (GO): protein binding
Source: RefSeq, a predicted model, not a curated record